Messenger RNA from Olea europaea var. sylvestris, 2016 nucleotides. RefSeq names its product GDSL esterase/lipase At5g03810-like. Gene Ontology annotation, molecular function: hydrolase activity, acting on ester bonds. The record is from RefSeq and is a predicted model, not a curated record. The transcript is spliced from 6 exons. Lineage: Eukaryota; Viridiplantae; Streptophyta; Magnoliopsida; Lamiales; Oleaceae. Bases 774 to 1826 code for a protein of 350 amino acids.
ACAAUGGUGUAUGAUUCGGUAUAGCACAAAUCUGAGCUCAACAUCAUAAGACACUCCAUCGGUGGUGUUGAAGAAGCUUUGGGUCGAUUGGAUGAGAUAGCAACCCUGGGCAAUGGCAUUGGUAUCAUUGGGAAACAUAAAACAAAAUCCAACCCCAAUUGACUUCUAUUCUACAAAACCCAGUUUCUGAAACCUUGCAGUACCAUUUAAUAGCAUUUUCAAGAGAUUGACCCUUUGUUGAUGUUACAUCCAAUGCAUCCUAAGGUAUCAUUAAAGAAAAAAUGACAAAUUCUGUAACUUUCGUAUAAUCUUAUCUAAUUCCAAUUAUGUCGAACAUGUUUUAAGAUUUAUAAACCCAUCUAUGUAUUUCUUGUUUUUCGCUCUUCUUGAGAAACUCACAAUUAUUCUGGAAUUAUAAGGACUAAGAUGAUUGUGUGAAUUUAUGAAUCUUGUUGAUUAUGUUGUACAAGUGCGUUUGAACAACGAGUUUCUUAUCUUCCUUUUCUUGUUUAGAAAUCAUAUGGCUUACUGAUAAUGACAAAUUCACCUCACUUAACUGCGACAUAAUAUGUUAAAACAUGUUUCUUAAGUAGAAAAUUUGGACCCCAGUUUGACCUUUAUUCCCAAGAUUCCUCUAUAAAUUCUCCCCAACCUGCUUCUGUUCCAUUAAGUCAUCAGUUAUUAUCCACCACCGUCACCUCCGCCACUGCCACUGCGGGAAACUUACAAAAGGAGUUCCUUUUAGUCUCUCUCUGGUUGCAAAGGAAAAAAACAUGGGAUUCUUAAAGUGUGUACUAGGUGUAUUUCUUGUUGUUUCUAUGGUUUUGUCUGUUAUUGGAGAUCCUUUAGUUCCUGCAUUAUGCAUUUUUGGGGACUCUGUUGUUGAUGUGGGAAAUAAUAAUAAUUUGCAAACACUUAUAAAGGCCAACUUCCCUCCUUAUGGAAGAGACUUUGUUACACAUAAUCCUACUGGAAGGUUCUGCAAUGGAAAGCUUGCCACAGAUUUCACUGCUGAGUUCCUAGGAUUCACUUCAUACCCACCUGCUUAUUUUAGCCAAGAAGCUAAAGGAACAAACAUCCUUAAUGGUGUCAACUUUGCUUCAGCUGCAUCUGGUUAUUAUGACAGAACAGCCCAGCUUUAUAGGGCUGUAACAUUAACACAGCAGCUAUCAUAUUACACAGAGUGGCAAAGCAAAGUAGUGAGUUUGGUGGGGAAGGCCAAAGCUAAUGCUAUAUUCUUAGGAGGAAUUCAUCUUAUAAGUGCAGGAAGCAGUGAUUUUAUCCAGAAUUAUUACAUCAAUCCAAUGCUUAACAAAGCCUACUCACCAGAUCAGUUCUCAGAUAUUCUCUUGCAAUCCUACUAUACCCUCGUACAGGAUUUGUAUGCUCUGGGGGUAAGGAGAAUUGGAGUUACAACUCUACCACCAACUGGAUGUUUGCCAGCAGCCAUUACUCUAUUUGGUUCAGGAAGCAACCAGUGUGUUUCAAGAUUGAACCAAGAUGCUGUUUCAUUCAACAACAAACUUAACAGCACGUCCCAAAAUUUGAAGAGCAAACUUCCUGGACUCAAACUUGUGGUCUUUGACAUUUACAAUCCUCUGUUAGAGCUUAUUGCAAAGCCCAUUGAUAACGGAUUUUUUGAAUCAAGGAGGGCUUGUUGUGGGACUGGUACGAUUGAGACAUCAUUUCUGUGCAAUGAAAGAUCUGUUGGGACAUGCUCAAAUGCUACGCAGUAUGUGUUCUGGGAUGGAUUCCACCCCUCUGAAUCCGCUAAUGAAAAGUUGGCCCAAAGUUUACUGGAACAGGGGUUUGAUCUCAUCUCUUGAAGCCACCCAUAGUUGCACUAAUUCUCUGUUGACCAGUUUUAUGAUUACUCAUAUAUUACAUGUAUUAGGGCUACAAAUGUUUUUGUUUCCUAAAUUUGAUUAUCAUGUUUAAGAAAUUCUAUCUUAUGUAACAAACUGGCUUUUAUCUUUGGGUUGAUUGUAAAAUAAAAUUACAAGCGAGUUAGUUUUU